AUGUGAAUUGUUUUAAAAAGAAAAAUAGCAGUGUAAAUAUAUUCGUUUAUUUUACGAAACUUUGAUGCCUUGUAGUUAAAUUUAUUGUAAUAAAUUUUUGAUGAGAUGGCGUCAUGCUGACUUGUUAAGAAUCUGAUUAACAUCCAUAAAAAUAUCUGGUUGCAGGACGCCAAGAUUUGAGCUGGGAAGGGCGACCAUUCUUGGGAAAAAAGGCCAUUUACUUAGUAAGUACAUGCAUGACGAAGACAACAAAUAUGGUCUGCGUGUGACAAAUCUGAGGGGUGAUAAAUGGAUUGCAUAUGGUGAUGGGAUGUUGCUCGAAAGAAAGAGCAGAGAUAAUCUUAGGAUUGUAGUAAAAGCUGUACAGAUUUCAGUUGAUCAAGUGUACGAGGCGUACAGCUACCCUACCAAAGCUCUUGAUCCUUCUGUGGUGACCGAAUUGAUACCUUUCAUUGACAUCGAGGAGACAAACAACGCCCCACUUUUUCAGGUGAAGGAUGGGAAAGUCCACAGAAGAUCAAACAUAAAUGAUCGUCAGGAUACAAGUACUACUGAAAAUUGGUGGGGGCUAACAACAUUAGUAAAGAUAACUAUGUGUUGUUAUUAA
This is a messenger RNA of Porites lobata, 607 nucleotides long. The record is from the annotation of a GenBank genome assembly. Lineage: Eukaryota; Metazoa; Cnidaria; Anthozoa; Scleractinia; Poritidae.